This is a messenger RNA of Coffea eugenioides, 1108 nucleotides long. Its product is annotated as rac-like GTP-binding protein 5. The transcript has 7 exons. The record is from RefSeq and is a predicted model, not a curated record. Gene Ontology annotation, cellular component: cytoplasmic vesicle; cell projection; cell cortex. Bases 291 to 926 code for a protein of 211 amino acids. Gene Ontology annotation, biological process: actin filament organization; establishment or maintenance of cell polarity; small GTPase-mediated signal transduction. NCBI's taxonomy places the organism in Eukaryota, Viridiplantae, Streptophyta, Magnoliopsida, Gentianales, Rubiaceae. Gene Ontology annotation, molecular function: GTPase activity; protein kinase binding; GTP binding.
UUUUCUUGUCUCCCACAAUUUAUGUCCCUGUCCAAGUGUCCAUCCCAUACAACAUUAACAAUUAAUCAGGCCAUUGGUUCGUACAUGAAGCCUUAAUUCUAGCUUGGCUGAUUGAUAUAUUUAGUCACAUAGGCAGAAAGAAGUCAAGAGCAAGCAAAAAAUUGUUCAAACCCCACGAUUCUUUUCCAUAAAUUCUUGCUACUUUCUCGAGUUUCAAGUAAGUUUGGAGUGCUUAAUGGGGUGUGCUUGGUUGUCUUGAAUUGAGUUGGUUUAUGUACGAAUGAGAAAACAUGACUAGUACAAGUGAUGCUGCUAAUAGUACAUCAACGACAACAACAACUGCAUCAAAGUUCAUCAAAUGUGUGACUGUCGGAGAUGGAGCUGUUGGCAAGACUUGUCUUCUCAUUUCCUACACCAGCAAUACCUUUCCCACUGAUUACGUUCCGACAGUUUUUGACAACUUCAGUGCCAAUGUGAUUGUUGAUGGUCAGACCAUAAAUCUUGGACUUUGGGAUACCGCUGGUCAAGAAGACUAUAACAGACUGAGGCCUCUUAGUUAUAGAGGGGCUGAUGUUUUCAUCCUUGCUUUUUCUCUCAUAAGUAGGCCUAGCUUUGAGAACAUCUCGAAAAAAUGGGUUCCAGAGCUAAGACAUUAUGCCCCAUCAGUGCCCAUUGUUUUAGUGGGGACCAAACUAGAUUUAAGAGAUGAUAAGCAGUUCAAGCUGGACUAUCCAGGGGCAUGUACUAUUUCUCCUGAACAGGGCGAAGAACUGAAGAAGCAAAUAGGAGCUGUGGCAUAUAUUGAUUGCAGUGCAAAGACACAACAGAAUGUGAAGGCAGUAUUUGAUGCUGCAAUUAAGGUGGUUCUGCGGCCUCCGAAGUCCAAAAAACAGAAGAAGAAACGCAGAGCCUGCAAAAUACUUUAAAAACAAACUAGCUGAAAGUAUUGUGAAGCUCAGUUUAAGGACGAAAACUUCCUAAUUGAUGUAAUUAAUAUUCUGCGUCCAUUCUAUUUUCUUUGUGGGAUAUGUAUGAAUUUUUCCCCUUCUUUUAACUGCGUGAUAUGCUGUUUUCCUGCAAAAUCUAUUGUUCAAAAAAAUUGAAUCUA